This is a messenger RNA of Anguilla anguilla (European eel), 2028 nucleotides long. Its product is annotated as myelin-associated glycoprotein-like. The record is from RefSeq and is a predicted model, not a curated record. NCBI's taxonomy places the organism in Eukaryota, Metazoa, Chordata, Actinopteri, Anguilliformes, Anguillidae. The coding region runs from base 313 to 2028 and encodes 571 amino acids. The transcript has 9 exons.
UGACGUCAAGGUAGCUUGAUAACAAAGGAGCAUUUGUAAUACAGACUCUGUAUUUCUGCGUGGAAAUUUUACUGUAUCAUGACAGAGAAAAUUAGGUUAAGUUUCAGAGGACGGUGGGCAUAUUGUGUGUGGCCACUCAUUUCCUAUCGCGGUUAAUUAAAAAUAUUCACGGCCUGAUGUGCUGAGCACGUUUCUGGAAAGGCCGCACAUGAGCACUUCCUCUUCUGUGUGGGUUUGUACUUCUGUUCUGCAGCUUGGGGGUCAGUGUGCAGUGGAGACGGACAGACUGGAUAUUCUUCUGUUCUACAAGUCAUGACUGAAGCAGAGAUGUUCAUCCUCAUUGGCUGCCUGCUGCAAGGAGCUCUGGGCAGAGAGUGGGCAACGUGGAUGCCUCAAAGUAUAGAAGCUCUGAAUGGAUCCUGUGUGCUGAUUCCCUGCAGAUUUGAUAUACUCCCUAAGUUUGACAAUGAUCUGACAGCUGAGGCUAAAGGACUAUGGAAAAAAGGAGGCACAAAUGGUGAAGAAGUGUUUGAUUCCAGUAGAACUGGGACAGCAGCUGAACAGAACACAAUUAAAGGACAAUUAAUUGGACAACUGCUGAAGAAGAACUGCACCACAAUUCUGGAUGGCUUCCCUUCGUCUUACAGUGAUGAUUAUUUCUUCAGAUUGGAAGGCUCAAAUGGAUUCAAGUUUACUUUUCCUAAUGGUGUCAAAAUUAAUGCACAAGACUCUCCACUCAAACCCAAGAUAACCACAGAGAGGGUGGAGGUGAUGGAGGGGACCUCUGUGAGUUUGAGCUGCUCUGCUGCAGCCCCCUGUCCCAAACUCCCCCCAAAUCUGACAUGGACCCCCAGGCUGAGUGACAGUGUGAAUCAACUGCAAGAGAAUGUGUCUGUGUCUUCUGUUCUGACCUUCACUGCUUCCCACCUCCACCAUGGGCAGAACAUCACCUGCAGGGCACUUUACACACUGCAACAAGGAAACAUUCAGAAGAUGUCUGAGGCCAGUCUGAUUCUCAGAGUUCUAUAUUCUCCUAAGAACACCUCAGUGUCAGUCAGUCCCUCUGGAUCAGUGUUAGUGGGCAGCUCUAUGACUCUGACCUGCAGCAGUAAUGCCAACCCAGCAGUGAAAAAAUACACCUGGUAUAAAGUGAAUGGGACAGAGAUGAAAACUGUAGGAACUGGACAAAAUCUCACCUUCACUGUGACUGAGUCCAGUCGUAGUGAACAGUACUACUGUGAUGCACAGAAUGAACAUGGCAAGGAGAACUCUACAACUGUGCAACUGAAUGUGAAAUACAUGCCUCAGAUCUCUGACUCUGGGAGCUGCAGCAGAACUGCAGCAGAGAUCAGCUGCUCCUGUGAGAGCCGUGGGAAUCCCUCUCCCAGCAUGGAGUGGCGUGUGUCUGGACUGCGGGUCACUAACUCUACUGAGAGAGUCAUCAGGGAGGAGCAGCUGGGGAACACAGGCCUGAGGAGCUCCCUCACCAUGCGCCAAUCACAGGGAGACACGCCCACUCUCCUGUGCGUCAGCACCAACACUCUCGGCUCCGCCAGCCUCCAGCUCCACCUCCCGUCUCCACAGCAACACUCGGGUUUCAGCAUUACCUCGCUGCUGAUUGGUGCAGCUGCUGCUGCUGGUGCCAUGGCGAUUACAUGCCUCAUCAUGAAGGCCAUUCAAAAGCAGGGGAAUAAGAGAGUCAGGCAGUGUUCUGGAAGUAGAAGUAAGGACAUCAAGGGGAGUCCUCCUCCCCCAGCAGCAGAAGCACCCGUCUACGCCAACCACACCGUGGCAACCGCCCAGCACAGAGACCCACAGCUGGGAGGGACAGACCCACAGAUACCGCCCCGGGCAGAGGGCCAAAACAGGGCAGAGCUGGAAGCCGUGCACUACGCCUCAAUCAAGCACUCCCCCCGGCCCGUGGAGACACAGGGCCAGGAUGCCUGGGAUGGGGCCGCAGGCCGAGGGGCCGACGUGGUCUAUUCACAGGUGGCACUGAAGAGCAAAAACAAGAAAGGAAAGAACUAG